Chinchilla lanigera (long-tailed chinchilla) is the source of this 986-nucleotide messenger RNA. It is a transcript of the gene Il17b, whose product is annotated as interleukin 17B. Gene Ontology annotation, cellular component: extracellular region. Gene Ontology annotation, molecular function: cytokine activity. Gene Ontology annotation, biological process: inflammatory response. The coding region runs from base 294 to 818 and encodes 174 amino acids. Lineage: Eukaryota; Metazoa; Chordata; Mammalia; Rodentia; Chinchillidae. The record is from RefSeq and is a predicted model, not a curated record. The transcript is spliced from 3 exons.
GGGGGGGUGGCCAUUAGUGGAGUGGAAGAGGGCAGUGCCGGGGCCCCAGAGGUGGAGCCCCACGGGGAGCUGGGGACCUGCCUGGCUCACCCUGUUCAUCUCAUGCUCCCCUCCUCCCACCCCACACUCCUUUUCAGCCUCACUCUUUCACCAAAGCUUGUGAUCGACUCAAACCUCCUUGCCCUGUCUUUCCCCUGCUUGGAAGACAUGUCUGUCCCUGUGUGCAUGCCUGCCUCCCUCAUCCCGCAAGCCUCACCUGUCACGUCCCCUUGUGCAGACUGCUGCCCCAGCACAUGCUGCUCCUUCUUGCCAUUUCCAUCUUCCUGGGGAUGGGCCAGCCCAGGAGCCCCAAAGGCAGGAGGAAGGGGCAAGGGAGGCCUGGGACCCUGGCCCCUGGGCCUCACCAGGUGCCCCUGGACCUGGUGUCGCGGGUGAAGCCCUACGCCCGCAUGGAGGAGUAUGAGAGGAAUCUAGGGGAGAUGGUGGCCCAGCUGAGAAACAGCUCCGAGCCAGCUCCGCGGAAGUGUGAGGUCAACCUGCAGCUGUGGCUGUCCAACCGGAGGAGCCUGUCUCCUUGGGGCUACAGCAUCAACCACGACCCCAACCGCAUCCCCGCGGACCUGCCCGAGGCGCGGUGCCUGUGUCUGGGCUGCGUGAACCCCUUCACCAUGCAGGAGGACCGCAGCAUGGUGAGCGUGCCGGUGUUCAGCCAGGUGCCGGUGCGCCGCCGCCUCUGCCCGUCGCCACCGCGCCCCGGGCCCUGCCGCCAGCGCGCAGUCAUGGAGACCAUCGCUGUGGGCUGCACCUGCAUCUUCUGAGCACCCGCCCUGCACUGAGCCGCGCAAGGCUGAUGAGACGACGCUGUCCUUUGUAACGCAAGCCUUUGGCUUUGCUCUUUGUGGCUGAAAGUAAAAAUUGGGGUGGGGCUUGGAGCUUCUUGGAGUCAGAUAUCAGAUCAAUAUAAAGAAGAUUUUCCAACAUUCUGA